This is a messenger RNA of Ananas comosus (pineapple), 3196 nucleotides long. Its product is annotated as putative disease resistance protein RGA3. Gene Ontology annotation, molecular function: ADP binding. Bases 1 to 3078 code for a protein of 1025 amino acids. NCBI's taxonomy places the organism in Eukaryota, Viridiplantae, Streptophyta, Magnoliopsida, Poales, Bromeliaceae. The record is from RefSeq and is a predicted model, not a curated record. Gene Ontology annotation, biological process: defense response to other organism. The transcript is spliced from 2 exons.
AUGGCGACGCUGGACGCUCUUCUCGGAAACUGCUCAGAGAAGCUCGCUGCUUUAAUCCAAGAUGAGGUGGCGAUGAUUCUCGGAGUGGAGGAAGAGCUCGCGAACCUGCAGAGGAGGAUGAAGCGGAUCGACGGCGCACUGAAGAAAGUAGGGCGGGAGAGGACCGAAGAUACCGCUUGGUUGAAUGAGCUGCAAAGUAUCUUGCAUGAAGCAAACGAUGUCUUUGACGACCUCAGGUAUGAGCUGCCGUCCGCAUCUUCAUCAGUUCUGUCGAUUCUCUGCUGUCUUCCUGUAUUCUCUUUCUUCAACUGCAUUCGAGUUCGUCACAACUUAGCCGAGAGAAUUAGAGACCUCAACAAUAGAAUCGAUGCGGUUGCGAAGGACCAGUGGAUCUUUAAUCUUGAGUCGGUAAAGACGGUGGGUCGAGUGGCGAGCAUGUCGUCCGCGCGCGAGACUUGUGAGAUCAUGGAGGCCGAUGUCGUCGGGAGAGAGAUCGAAGAUGCUACCGACGAAUUGGUCGAGAUGAUAGUCACGAACAACCGACGGAAUUUUCAAGUGAUUGCUGUAGCAGGCAUGGGAGGGAUCGGAGAUCACUCGAAAAGAGGAGGCAGCCACGGAAGUGCCGAACGGGUUUCGGAACUGCUUCCUAUUCUCAGCCGGACACUUGGAGGGAGGAGAAUCUUUCUUGUGCUGGACGACGUAUGGCGAUCGGACGUAUGGACAGAUUUACUCCGAAACCCGCUGCAAAAUGGAGCAGCUAGCGGAUGUGUUCUGGUGACCACAAGAGACCAGAACGUUGCGAUGAGAAUGGGCGCGAAACACAUUCACCAGGUGGAGAAAAUGUCUGUUGCCUCAGGCUGGGAGUUGCUUUGCAAGAAAACCUAUCUAGAAGAAGAAGGAGAAGAUGUGCAAAGUUUGAGAAGUGUGGGGGUUCAAAUUGUUAACAAAUGCGGCGGCCUUCCCCUUGCUAUCAAAGUGAUUGCCGGUGUCUUAACCACCAAGGAGAAAAGCAGAAAAGAGUGGGAGAAAGUUCUCAAAAGCAAUGCUUGGUCUAUGAGUGAGCUUCCUAAGGAAUUCACAGGUGCUCUCUACUUAAGUUACGAUGAUUUGCCGCUUCAUCUGAAGCAAUGCUUUCUAUCGUUAUGCCUUUACCCUGAGGAUGAUGUACACCGCAUUGGGGGUCUUCGCAGGAUGUGGGUGGCAGAGGGGUUUGUCAAGCAAGAAGAAGGUUUAACAAUGGAAGAGUUGGCCGAGCAAUACUACUUCGAGCUAAUACGUAGGAGUCUACUACAACUUGAUCCUCGUCAUGUGGAUAAGAGCAGGUGCAAAGUACACGAUCUCUUGAGAUCUCUUAGUCAAUAUUUGUCACGAGAUGAAAGUUACUAUGGAGACCCACAGUCCUUGGAUGCUACUGCAAUCUCAAAGCUUCGCCGCUUGUCAAUUGCUGGGAGCGGAGAGAUUGUUACAAUCCCUGGUCCAGAAACUGAGCAGCUACGCUUGAGCACUUUACUACUAGUUAAGAGUCCACCUAGAAUUGAGCACAAUCUUUUCUCUAGAGUUCCAUACCUCCAAGUUUUAAUUCUUAAUGGAAAAGGGAUAGAAUGCGUUCCUGAUAGUGUGGGAAAUCUAAUACACCUCCGAUUGCUAGAUCUUAAUCGCACUAACAUAUCCAAUCUGCCAGACUCUAUUGGAUUCCUAAAAAAUUUGCAGACUUUAAACCUACGACAUUGCAAAUUUUUGAACACACUUCCAAGGAGCAUCACUCGCUUAUGCAGUCUUAGACGGCUUGGCCUUUUACAUACCCCUUUGAGAUGUGUCCCUGAAGGAAUAGGGAGACUGCAACUGCUCAAUGACCUCGAUGGAUUCGUUAUUAAUGCGGACAAUAGUUGCAAUACCCGACGAAAUAGUUGGGACUUGGAAGAAUUAAAAUCACUUGGUCAACUAAGGUGGCUCCGAUUAUGUAUUUUGAGGGGGAAACGGAGCGCAAAUUCCGUGCAGUCCACUGAUGACAUAAUAGAUAAACCGCUGACAGUAACUCAUCCAAGGAAUAGGGCUUUUGUACUUGAAGAUAAAGCCUUCCUAAAAGAACUAAUUAUAUCCUGUAGACCACAGACAAAGAGGGAAAAAGUGUCACCAUACACAAAGGAGGAGAUCAGUAAGAUUGAAGAUAUCUUUGAGAAAUUGCACCCUCCAACUUGUUUAGAACGAUUAUGGGUCGAAAACUUUUACAAUCAGCAUAUUCCAAGUUGGAUGCUGUCAUCAUCUUUGGGUACUUAUCUUCCUUAUUUAACAUAUGUGACUUUCAAAGGUUUGACACUAUGCUCACAACUUCCACCUCUAGGCCAGUUGCCGCAUCUAUGGUAUCUCGGAAUCGAAAAUGCUGUGGCAAUUGUAACUAUUGGUCCAGAAUUACUCGGUAAUGGGGUUGGUGAUGGGGUGCAUGCAGCAACAGCCUUUCCUAAGCUUGAACGUCUUUUCCUGAUAGGCAUGCCUAAUUGGGAAGAAUGGACCUUGGUUGGCAGUGAAAUAGGAAACUCAUCAUCUUUGCGAGUUAUGCCUCGUCUAGAGAAGUUGUAUGUAAUAGACUGCCCAAAACUCAGAGCACUUCCAAAAGGUUUGCAGCAACUCAGAGCACUCUGGAGAUUGAAAGUUGAACGAGCUCAUAGCCUAAGCAUAAUUGAGGACUUCCUGUUCAUUACUAGGCUUAGAAUCUUAAAAAAUGAUGGCAUGGAAAGGAUCUCAAAUCUUCCUGCACUAAGGAAGCUCACCAUUUGGGACACCUCGGCUCUGAAGUGCGUCGAUAAUUUGGUUGCACUACAACACCUAAGGUUGCAAGACUACUCUAUGGAGUCCCUCCCAGAAUGGUUGCUGAGACUGGCCCAGCAAAGCACGCAUCUUCACGACAAUAACCUCCAACUUGUGAUGCACUGCAACGCUGCCUUAAUUCAGAGAUGCCUCAAGGGAGGGCCAGACUGGCCCAUCAUCGAGUGCUUUUCUCGUGUCAGCGCCUACACCGAAGAUAGAUCAGCAUAUCUGGAAUAUACCAAGCAAAGUGGGUGCUAUCGAACUAAUCAAUGAAGAUAACAUCGGUGAAAAUUUUCCUACUUCUCUUCUCAUUUUGUUUCUUUUCUUUAUCGAUUAGAUGUUUUGUACUUCAAGCUUUUAUGUUGGUAUUGUCUCAAUUCUGUAGUUUUCU